This is a messenger RNA of Drosophila suzukii, 1369 nucleotides long. RefSeq names its product TweedleX (gene TwdlX). The record is from RefSeq and is a predicted model, not a curated record. Lineage: Eukaryota; Metazoa; Arthropoda; Insecta; Diptera; Drosophilidae.
GAGUGUCAGCCAUAUCAAUCCAGUGCAACAGCUCCAGGGCAACAGUUGCUCCUCCUCCGUCUCAUCCAUUCAUCCAUCCUACCAAAUCCCAGCAUGAAGCAGUUUGUGGUUUUGGCCGUUCUGGCUUUGAUCGGCGCUACCCGGGCCGCUCCUCGUCCGGAUGUCAGCCAUCUGGCGGGCUACAGCUACCAGGCUGGUGGCUUCAACGGCGGCAACCUGGUGGCCAACCAGGUGAUCAGUGCUCCCCUGACCUCGGUGUCCACCUCCUAUCAGCCCACGGCAGCCGGUAGCAACUACUUCAGCUCGGCACCCGCCAUUGGCCAACUGAACCUGGGCUCCUCCGGCUCCUCGGGCGUCGUCAACUACCAGGUGGGCAACUUGGGAUCCUCCAACUACCAGGUGGAGUCCUCCUCUGGCGGCGCCGGCAGCGGCGGCAUCGUUAGCGACAGCAUUGGCCUGGCCGGUCUCCAGCCCGGUCCCACCAUCAACUACAACGAGCAGGAGUCGUACAUCAGCCACCUGGCCAACUUCCAGCCCGCCCAGAUCAACAAGCACUUCUACAUCCACAGUGCUCCCGAGGAUCACGAUGAGCAGCAGAUCGUCCGCUAUGUGAACGUGGGCAGGCCCCAGAAGAACUACCGCGUGGUGUUCAUCAACGCACCCACAUCCACCACCAGCAAGGCCAAGAUCAUUGCCAACAUUGCUCCUGUGGAGGAGAAGACCGCCAUCUAUGUCCUGUCCAAGAAGUCCAACGCUCUGGAUGUUAGCGCCGAGGUGGUUACACAGCGCCCGGUGGCCAACAAGCCGGAGGUCUUCUUCGUCAAGUACAAGACUCCCCAGGAGGCGGCCCAUGCCCAGCAGACCAUUCAGGCCAACUACGAUGCUCUGGGUGGAGGCUCUGAGACCAGCAACGAGGGCGUGAUCCCCGUCUCCUCCGUGAUCGGCAGCCUGGGCGACAAUGGAGCCUCCGGCGUGGUGACCGACGCCAGUGGCAGCCUGAACAUCGUGGGCACCGGCGGAGUUCCCAGCGUGGAUGGAGGCGCCUCCUAUGAGGCGGAGGGCAGCCAGCGCCAGGUGAUCAGCACGGUGACCACCGGCACCAAUGCCCAGGCCACCUAUCUGCCCGUGAGGCCUGUGAGGAAGUAGGUGCAUCACCUGGACACCUUAUCCACCCCUCCUCCAGCAUCACCUAGCCACAUCCACUGGACGACACGCACACACACACACACACACACACACUGUUGAAGACCCGGGGGAUUCGGACUGGAUGGGAAAGCCCCUUGGGUUUGGGGCCCAUUGCAGUGGAGUCCCGCCGGGGAAACCUAUGCGAUUUUUUCUAUUUAGUUUUGGCUUCGGCACUACUUCAUAU